AUGCCCCAAAUGAGCAGCCAUAGAAAAAAGCAAAGAAAGUUGGCAGUAUCUACAUCCGCUGAUACGGCUGUUGUACCUACGGAGCCGGUUUCUGCAAACGAACAAAUUAUUAGAAAAAUCCAAUUUCUCAAUCCAAUGUACAGCGAUUUUACUAUCAAAUGUGGCGAUGAAAUCUUUCCAGCCCAUCGGAACAUCCUCUGUCCCCAAUCAGAAUAUGUUGAGAUCGCUUGUGGUAGUCACUUCAAGGAAAGCAACGGCGAGAUCAUCAUUGAGGAUUGCAAUCCUAUGCUCAUCAAAAAGACACUCGAAUUCUUGUACACGGGCGACUAUACUUAUGACGGUUCUCCAAAUACCCAAGCCCUCCUGAACUCAAAGAAUAGUUCUAGAUGUUCACCGCAAACAUUGACAGAAAGUGAUUAUGGGUUAGAUGCAAACACUGAACAAUAUUGCAACCCAUCUCGAAAAAUCAAUACCACAAAUUAUCAAAGUUGUCAUGCCUUCUUCCACGCUCAAAUAGCUCAAGGAGAAAGCAAAGGAUUAUAUCAGAAAUCUUUCUUGGGACAUCCCGCCCGCGAGUCAUUCAGCUCCUCCGUCAUUGGAGUUUACAGCUCAACAGGAGAGCACGACCGUGCAAUAAGAGAUCUUGUUGUCCAGCUCACGACGGAUAACCUCAAGAUUCUGAGGAGUGGGAAGGAUCCUAUAUUCAGUGAUAGACUCUUGGCAUCUGUUCCCAAAUUCAUGCUGGAAAUCUGUCUUUCGACCUUGGACAAGUGUGCUGGGUAUCAAAGGCAGCAGCAGUAUGAAAGGUGGGGUUACUAG
This is a messenger RNA of Aspergillus welwitschiae, 819 nucleotides long. Its product is annotated as BTB/POZ domain-containing protein. NCBI's taxonomy places the organism in Eukaryota, Fungi, Ascomycota, Eurotiomycetes, Eurotiales, Aspergillaceae. The record is from RefSeq and is a predicted model, not a curated record. Bases 1 to 819 code for a protein of 272 amino acids. Gene Ontology annotation, molecular function: protein binding. The transcript is spliced from 5 exons.